Molecule: messenger RNA, 893 nt
Organism: Musca vetustissima
Lineage: Eukaryota; Metazoa; Arthropoda; Insecta; Diptera; Muscidae
Product: putative carbonic anhydrase 3
Exons: 5
Cellular component (GO): cytoplasm
Molecular function (GO): carbonate dehydratase activity; zinc ion binding
Source: RefSeq, a predicted model, not a curated record
CUGCAAGUGAAUGGUCCUACCAAGAUGUCAUGACAUGGGGAAACAAAUUUCCAAAAUGUAAUGGCCAACAGCAGUCGCCAAUACAUCUUCAAACUUCCAAGGUUAUUUCCAGGAAAUUAGCACCCAAUAUACCCACCAAUAUCAUACAUCUUUAUUACCAAGUUUACACAACGAAACAGACUCAAGUUCAAACCCAUUCAAAAUCAUAUUUCCCCUCAUUGCCACCCAUUACAUUCCACAACUACAAUGUUCCGCUGGCGGGUAAUUUGGUCAUGAAAAAUAAUGGUCAUUCAAUUGAAAUGGAAAUUCCGCCAACAACAAAUGGGGCCAGACCCAGUAUUAGCGGUGGAAAGUUGCCGGGUGUAUUUGAAGCCAUGGGUUGUCAUUUCCAUUGGGGUAGUAGGACAAGCAAGGGCGCUGAACAUGUUAUCAAUGGACAACGUUACGAUGCUGAGUUGCAUAUUGUCCACAAAAAUGUGAAAUAUCCAACAAUUGCCCAGGCAGCAGCAUAUCCCGAUGGGUUGGCUGUAUUGGGUAUUAUGCUGAAUAUUGCAAGGCGUGUCUAUCGCGUCUAUCCCGGCCUUAAUGAUAUGAUGAACCGAGUACCCAAUGUCGCCAGAUACCAAUCAACCACUCCGGUGGGCACACAAAUGUCUUUAUCGAUGCUUUUGGGUGAUAUCAACACAAAUCAAUAUUAUACCUAUGAGGGUUCUCUCACCACACCCGAUUGUUCGGAAGCUGUAACAUGGACUGUAUUCCCUCAACCUUUGUACGUUCCCGCUGAACAAAUGCAGAAAUUCUGGUCAACUCGUGACAACACAGGAGCUCCGUUGAUUAACAAUUACAGACCCGUACAGUCCAACAAUAAUCGUUUGGUAUUUUAUCGCGGUUAA